UAGUGACGUGCCUACCGGACCACUUCCACCAAAACACUGAGGAGGAGGAGCCGAGUUUGUCAACAACUGUGCAAGAAUUGUGUGCCAGCCAACUUCUUUAGCAUCGACCGAUUAAACUCUGAAGCUACAUUAAAUCAUCGCUCACCUGUCCAGUAGACAGGCCGUCUCAAUGCAUUACAGAGGACCGAAAACACCGCGGCGAUCAUGGAUGUGUACGAUUUGUUUAGUAGUUGCAGAAAGGGCGACAUUUGUAGAGUCAGAUACCUUGUUGAACAACGAGACGUGGACCUCACUGUAAGAGAUAAAUGGGACAGCACCCCUUUGUAUUAUGCUUGUCUCUGCGGUCAUGAGGAGCUGGUCCAGUACCUGUUGGCUAGUGGUGCCAAGUGUGAAGCCAAUACGUUUGAUGGCGAGAGGUGUAUGUACGCCUGUCUAAAUGAAUCUGUUCGGCGCCUGCUCAAAGAUUAUAAGUGUAUCAGUGUCCGCGCCAUGCAGCGGGACGAUUUUAACUACUUUCUGCACAUGUUACUGGAGCAGGGUCAACACAGUGACGUCAAGUUCCAGGUUCAUGGACAAAUAUUUAUGGCCCACCGAUGUAUUCUCAGUGCACGCUCAGAGUACUUCACUGAUAUGUUUGAGACCAAAUGGAAAGGGAAGAACUUGAUCACCCUCAAACACCCAUUGAUCAACCCUGCAGCCUUUGGAGCCAUCCUGCAAUAUUCCUAUACAGGACGAAUGGAUAUUGAUGUAAGCCUUGUGGAAGACUGCAGACGACUUGCUAAACAGUGCAAAAUGGAAGAUCUAAUUGAGGAGUUGGAGAAUAAAUGCAAACAGGUGUAUGAAUAUGUGUCCAAUAAGCCAGGAAUCUGUGUGAAGGUUCUCAGCUUGGAGCCUCUCAGCUGUCAACUUCAGGAGGAAAUGGCUCAGUUAGCAGACUGUGCACUUCCCAUUGAACUAAGAGUUGGAUUUGGUGAACUUCCCUUUAACAGAGUCGAUCGCUUCCCUACUUAUCCUGACAUCUGCUUCAGAGUUGAUGGUUUCAACUUCUUGUGUCAUAAGGCGUUUUUCUGCGGACGUAGUGAUUAUUUUAAAGCCUUGCUGGAGGACCACUUCAGUGAGGGAGAGCAGCUGCAGUCCCAACCCAGCACCCCAGUGAUUACUUUACACAACAUUUCCCAUGAAAUAUUCAUCCACGUCAUGUAUUACAUCUACACCGAUGACACACAGCUAAUAACAGAGAUCGUGUUUGACGUGCUCUGCGUGGCCGACAUGUAUCUGCUGCCGGGGCUGAAGCGUCUUUGUGGGAAGGCGCUCGCGAAGACAAUAUGUGAGGACAACGUUAUGUGCAUGUGGAAGAUGGCAAAGCUUUUCCGUCUCUCUCGGCUGGAGGAUCACUGCACAGAGUUCAUGGCCAAGACCAUUGAGAGGAUGGUGGAGCAGGCCGAGUUUGCAGAGAUCAUCAAAGAGGAUGCUGCGUCGUUGGAGGAGCGACACGAGACGGACUCUGUCCCUCUGGUGGAUGAAAUCCGUUACCAUAUCGCCAGCAACGUGCAGACUUACAGCGAGAUCGAGGAGGCCAAUCAGAAACUGGAGGCCUUAGAGGAGCUGCUCUCCAGCAUCAACCUUGACUGCUAAGGGGGGCGACAGGUUGGGGCUGCAGCUGCUGUGCAGUUUGAAGUUUUUAAGAUGGAUGUUUUGGGAGAGGACAUGGUGGUGCAAACAUCUGUAGAGAGAGAACAUGUGGGUUUGUAUGUUUGUAGGUUUUAUUUUAUUUACAUUAUAUUGUACAGAAUAUAUAUUUUCAAAUGAUGGUCAGAUAUUCAGAUCAUGUUCUUAAAUGUUUCUUUGAGUGAGACAUAUCAAAAGAUAUUUGGUAGAAAGUACCAAGUUCUGCAAGAUGGGCUUUGAGGAAAUUAUGUAUGAUAUAUUUACAACAGAAUGUCUUUCAAUUACACAAGCAUGGAUUUAUUUUAAGCAUUAUUUGUAGCUGCUAGAAUGUAUACUAGCUGUUAUUUAGCUUUUAUAUGUACUUUGGCCCCAACAAAUUCAUCACCAGCCCUCAUCUCAAACUCCAUGUUAUUUUUAUGCUAAACGAAAGUCAAACGAGUGCAUGCCACGCACUGGCAUGCACUUGAUAACAAUGUGCAAAAAGACUAAUGGUACAGUAUGUUCACUUCAUUCACCCAGAAAAUACUUUUAACCUGUAUAUCCUUAUUUAAAGUUACAAAGAAUAUAGUUUUAUUAUGUAUUUCAUGUGCAAAAGCAUGCAGCUUUUAUUUUGGAUUUGGCGGAUGAACUUCACCACACUUAUAAUUCUUACACUUAUUCCCCUGUAACAUAUUCCUGCCCUUUGUUUAAACCUCAAAUGGAAAAAAAAACAAAAACAUUUCCAUUUUGUAUGACAGCAAACCUCUCUUUCCCAAUGUGUGCACUAGAAAAUAAAAGCUGUUACUAAACUGUUUGCAUGUAAAAUCCACCAUCAACACAAGGAAUGAUUUAAAAAUUUGUUUUUAAAAUGUUGUUGUAAAAUGUUCAGUCUCAGCCUGCUAAUAUAAAAAUUGAUAAAUAACUGCAUUUGCUUUUGGCAAUUAAACGUGGGAUUGCAAGCAA
Molecule: messenger RNA, 2610 nt
Organism: Sander lucioperca (pikeperch)
Lineage: Eukaryota; Metazoa; Chordata; Actinopteri; Perciformes; Percidae
Gene: abtb1
Product: ankyrin repeat and BTB (POZ) domain containing 1
Exons: 12
Coding region: 205-1635 (476 amino acids)
Cellular component (GO): cytoplasm; ubiquitin ligase complex
Molecular function (GO): protein binding
Source: RefSeq, a predicted model, not a curated record